Aspergillus glaucus CBS 516.65 is the source of this 1685-nucleotide messenger RNA. Its product is annotated as DEAD-box ATP-dependent RNA helicase DBP2. Gene Ontology annotation, biological process: rRNA processing. Gene Ontology annotation, molecular function: RNA helicase activity; ATP binding; RNA binding. NCBI's taxonomy places the organism in Eukaryota, Fungi, Ascomycota, Eurotiomycetes, Eurotiales, Aspergillaceae. Bases 405 to 1613 code for a protein of 402 amino acids. Gene Ontology annotation, cellular component: cytoplasm; nucleus; ribonucleoprotein complex. The record is from RefSeq and is a predicted model, not a curated record. The transcript has 3 exons.
GAGAGUUUUGAAAUCACUUGGGCUAUGUCCUGCUCGGCGUUGCGUUGGGAAGAAAACUCGCGCUUGGGCACAGUUUUUCUCAAAUCACCGCCGUGUCUAGCGCGUUAGUUCUCGGUGGCGUUUUUCUUUUUUUGCUUUUUAAGCCACCUUUCCCCAACGCAAUGGCCCUGACUGGGAAAGACUCGUGACUUGGGACUUCCUCUGAUCCCCCGUUUGGAGAGUAAAAGAAACAAUUAGCUAACAGAAGCUACAGGGGUGGUUCGAACGGUUACUCUAACGGCGGCGGUGGCGGCGGUGGCGGCGGUUACGGAGGUGGUGGCUAUGGCGGAGGCUACGGAGGAGGUGGUUACGGUGGUGGUUACGGUGGAAGAGGCGGCGGUGGUGCUGGUGCUGGUGGUGACCGCAUGUCCAACCUUGGCUCCGGCCUCAAGAAGCAGGACUUUGACAUGGACUCCCUCCCCAAGUUUGAGAAGGCCUUCUACAAGGAGCACCCCGACGUCACCAACCGCUCCCAGCAAGAAGUUGAUGACUUCCGCAAGAAGCACGAGAUGGCCGUUCAGGGCAAGGACAUUCCUCGCCCCGUUGAGACCUUCGAUGAGGCCGGCUUCCCUCAGUAUGUUUUGACCGAAGUCAAGGCUCAGGGAUUUGAACGCCCAACUUCCAUCCAGUCCCAGGGCUGGCCCAUGGCUCUCUCCGGUCGCGACGUCGUUGGUAUCGCUGAAACCGGUUCUGGAAAGACCCUGAGUUACUGUCUUCCGGCUAUCGUUCACAUCAACGCUCAGCCUCUUCUUGCUCCUGGUGACGGUCCUAUUGUUCUUGUCCUUGCUCCCACUCGUGAACUUGCCGUUCAGAUUCAAGCCGAAAUCACCAAGUUCGGAAAGUCAUCGCGUAUCCGCAACACCUGUAUCUACGGUGGUGUUCCCAAGGGUCCUCAGAUCCGUGACUUGAGCCGUGGUGUUGAAGUUUGCAUUGCGACCCCCGGUCGUCUGAUCGACAUGCUAGAGGCCGGCCGGACCAACCUCCACCGUGUCACGUACCUUGUUCUCGAUGAGGCUGAUCGCAUGCUGGACAUGGGUUUCGAGCCUCAGAUCCGCAAGAUCAUCUCCCAGAUCCGUCCCGACAGACAGACUUGCAUGUGGUCCGCUACUUGGCCCAAGGAGGUCCGCCAGCUUGCCUCGGACUUCCUGAACGACUACAUUCAGGUUAACGUCGGUUCGAUGGACCUUUCUGCUAACCACAGAAUUACUCAAAUCGUUGAGGUCGUUUCGGACUUUGAGAAGCGUGACAGAAUGCUUAAGCACCUUGAGAAGAUCAUGGAAACCCGAACCAAUAAGAUCCUCCUUUUCACGGCAACCAAGCGUGUUGCAGACGAGAUCACUCGCUUCCUCCGUCAGGAUGGAUGGCCCGCGCUCUCCAUUCACGGUGACAAGCAGCAGCAAGAAAGAGAUUGGGUUCUGAACGAGUUCAAGGCGGGCAAGAGCCCGAUCAUGGUGGCUACUGAUGUGGCUUCCCGUGGUAUUGGUAUGAUAAAUUUGCGAUCCAAACCCCCUCCCCUCCCCCGCCCCCACAGUCCUUUCUUUUUGUCACCCUCACCUAUAAUUGAGGUUGUGUGACAACGGCAAGGUGCUCAACUCUUUUUAAGACGCCAUGUUGGUGUACUUGACUCGUCCAGGCUUGUCGGGUCU